This is a messenger RNA of Saimiri boliviensis boliviensis (Bolivian squirrel monkey), 303 nucleotides long. NCBI's taxonomy places the organism in Eukaryota, Metazoa, Chordata, Mammalia, Primates, Cebidae. The record is from RefSeq and is a predicted model, not a curated record.
AUGGAGAUUUGUUUGUGUUACUCUUUCACAAGCAGACCAGGAAUGCUAGCAGACGGAGCGAUCGUGUCGCACAAACAAAUUUACUAUUCGGACAACUACAACAACAAGGAGUUUGAGUAUCAGCAUGUCAUGCUGCCCAAGGACAUAGCCAAGCUGGUCCCUAAAACCCAUUUGAGGUCUGAAUCUGAAUGGAGGAAUCUUGGCGUUCAACAGAGUCAGGGUUGGGUCCCUUACAUGAUCCAUGAACUAGAACCUCAUAUCUUGCUGUUCCGGCGCCCACUACCCAAGAAGCCAAAGAAAUGA